Molecule: messenger RNA, 585 nt
Organism: Colletotrichum costaricense
Lineage: Eukaryota; Fungi; Ascomycota; Sordariomycetes; Glomerellales; Glomerellaceae
Exons: 2
Coding region: 1-585 (194 amino acids)
Source: RefSeq, a predicted model, not a curated record
AUGGCUGCUCCUGCUACAAAGACGAUCGCCGACCUCAACGGCAAGUGGGUCAUGAACAAGACCCUCUCCGAUUCUCCGGAGCCUGCUCUCGCCCUCCAGGGCAUCGGUUGGAUGACCCGCAAGGCUGUCGGCCUCGCCACUGUCACCCUCGACGUCAAGCAGUACACCGCUCCUCCCUCCCCUCCCGGCACCGGCACUGAGCCCGUCACCCACUUCGAUAUCGACCAAUUCGCCACGGCCGGCCUCAAGGGCACCACAGAGAAGCGCUGUGUCGACAAUGAGUGGCGUGAGCAUUCCGACUGGAUGUUCGGCAGCGUCCGUGGCCAGAGCCGCUGGAUGACCCUCGCCGAGAUUGAGGAUGAGUUCCUCAAGAAGGGCUGGCUCGAGGGCGACGCCGAGGCCACCGGUCCCGAUGGCAAGGCUCACCUCUACAGCCACGUCGAGAGCAUCGACAACGGCUGGACUGCUUCCCAGAUCUGGGGCUUCCAGACCGUCGAGGGCGAGAGACGCUACACUCGCAACGUCCUCGUUCAGAAGGGCGGCAAGAGAGUCGAGAUCCGCCUUGUUUACGACUACCUUCCUUAA